This is a messenger RNA of Ixodes scapularis (black-legged tick), 990 nucleotides long. RefSeq lists its product as uncharacterized. The record is from RefSeq and is a predicted model, not a curated record. Gene Ontology annotation, molecular function: nucleic acid binding. The transcript has a single exon. NCBI's taxonomy places the organism in Eukaryota, Metazoa, Arthropoda, Arachnida, Ixodida, Ixodidae. Bases 17 to 865 code for a protein of 282 amino acids. Gene Ontology annotation, biological process: DNA integration.
CCGUGAUUAUGUUCUCAUGGUGGACUAUUACUCUCGGUUUCCGGAAGUCGUCUCCUUGAGCUCUACGUCAGCCUCAGCGGUUAUCGCGGCUAUCAAGAGCUGCUUUUCCCGACAUGGGAUACCGGACGUUGUACGGACAGACAAUGGUCCGCAGUUUGCUUCACAGGAAUUCGCAAACUUUGCUCUGUCAUACGGUUUCGAGCAUGAGACCAGUAGCCCUCGGUACCCGCAGAGUAAUGGCGCAGUAGAGCGCAUGGUGCGCACGGUGAAGGAUCUUUUGUACAAGUCCGAAGACCCAUACCUAGCGCUUCUCACCUACCGGGACACUCCGGGCGUCGCGGGAGUCUCUCCUGCCAUGUUGCUGAUGGGUCGGCGGUUACAGACGCGUCUUCCUGCUCUGCCGCAGCGACUCGCACCAGUUCAACCAAGCCACGAGAGGUUCCGGGCUCAAGACUCCAGGAAUAAGGUCAGGCAGGCGAGAGACUUCAAUCGCCGGCACAACGCUCGCUCUCUUAAUCCUCUCAAGCCAGGUGACAGCGUCUGGGUCACGGAUGCCAGCUGUCAAGCACGCGUCCUGAGCCCUGCCCAACGACCACGGUCGUACGUCGUAGAGACUCCCAAGGGAAUCCUACAGCGAAACCGCCGGCACCUGGUGCCCUUCUCGCCGACCGUUACUGCGAGGGAGUCUGUCGAGCUUCCUGCUGCCGAAGAGCCUCCAGGACAACCACCCGAAGAAGGUCAGCCUGGGGAGUUGCCCACUGCGGGCUGCUCUUCACCCUCUCUGGAUCGUGCAUCUUCCCCGCAAGGUGUUACAAGAUCACGCUAUGGACGUGCCAUCAAGCCACCAAGACGGUUGGACUUGUAAACAUCGCUUUCUUUCGAACUGUGUAACUAGAGUGCAGUAACGAGCUCCGGGGGGAGAUGUAGGGGAGACCAAGAGAUGGCGCCAGGAGCGCAUCGUGAUCUAGAUAAGCGCGUGCGCCGCGAGAC